Molecule: messenger RNA, 442 nt
Organism: Fusarium redolens
Lineage: Eukaryota; Fungi; Ascomycota; Sordariomycetes; Hypocreales; Nectriaceae
Exons: 2
Coding region: 97-354 (85 amino acids)
Source: RefSeq, a predicted model, not a curated record
UAGCUCCGUUCCGUUCACCAUCUCCUUCAGAUCUGCGGGUCCAUUACUGACUAUCAAUCUUGUCAAUUGUUGAUAACAUACUCAUUGACUGUCAAAAUGUCUCCUCUCCUCACUCGUGUCGCUCGCUCUGCUGUCGUCCUUCGACCUCUCCCUGCAGCCCAACGAGGACUCCGCACUUCGAGCAUCCUCCGUGAUUCCGAGCCAUACCAGGCGAAGCCGCCCAAGCAGAACCAGAACCAUAACAAAAUUCUCGUCGCCGGUGCUCUCGCUAUUGGCGGUGGGUUCUGGUGGUUCUACAGAGGGGGUAAGCCCACCCUCGACGCGUCUGGUGAACCCAAGGCACCUACCAAGUAAAUACGAUAAAUAUUACGAGCAUCACCUGGGAGUUCAACUGCGAAAACGACACAGGCAAAGAGAUAUGAUGGCGAUGUCGAUGGCAAUA